GCCAUUAUAAAAGCAGCUAAAGUUAGUUAAAGCAAUAUCUAUGCAUCAUAAGCUUCCUUUUCUUUCCUUAGUGUUCAAUGGAGAUUUUUUACUCAUCCUCUCUUUCCAAUUACUUAGUUUCAUUGCUUCUCUUUUUGUCCUCCCUUGUUAUUCUAGUUAGACAAUGGAGUCGAAACAGAAAACAAAGGUUGCCACCAGGUCCAUGGAGAUUUCCCAUUAUUGGAAGUUUGCAUCACUUGAUGGGAAGAGAAGUUCCACAUCGCACUCUUAGAAGUUUAGCACAAAAAUAUGGACCUCUUAUGUACUUGCAACUUGGGCAAGCUCCUACUGUAAUCAUAUCAUCACCUAGUAUGGCUAAACAAGUUCUAAAAACUCACGAUCUCGCCUUUGCUAAUAGGGCACAACUUACAUCCUCAAACAUCAUAUUUUACAACAAUAAAGACAUCGUAUUUAGCCAAUAUAGUGACUACUGGAGACAAAUGCGUAAAAUUUGCAUUCUAGAACUCCUAAGUACGAAGAUGGUCAAGUCAUUUAGUGCAAUUCGACAAGAUGAGCUUUCAAGCCUCAUCUCAUCAAUUCGUUCAAUGAGGGGUUCUCCAGUCAACUUAACAGAAAAAAUAUUUCAGUUAACCAACUCUAUUACUGGUAGAGCAGCCUUCGGUAAUGUAUUCAAAGAUCGACACGAGUUUAUGAAAUUGAUGAAGGAAGUACUCGAAUUAGCAGGAGGAUUUGAUGUGGCUGAUUUGUUUCCUUCUUGGAAGUUACUUCACAAAAUGAGCGGUGUGAAAUCUAGAUUGGUGAAUGCACAUCGUAAGGUUGAUGAAAUCAUGGAGGACAUCUUAAAUGAGCAUAUUGAAAAUAAAGCAGCUGGGAACAAGGGAAUUGGUGAGUUCGGAGGUGAAGACUUGGUUGAUGUUUUCCUAAGAAUUAAAGAGAACGCUGAACUUCAAUUUCCAAUCACAAAUGACAACAUAAAAGCAGUGAUUUUCGACAUUUUUCUUGCUGGAAGUGAAACUUCAUCAACAGCUAUUAUUUGGGCAUUGUCAGAAAUGAUUAAGAACCCAAAUAUUAUGGCCAAGGCUCAAAGUGAAGUAAGACAAGUCUUUAAGGGAAAGAAAAAGUAUGAUGAAGAAGAUCUUGAAAAAUUGACAUACCUAAACUUAGUGAUUAAGGAGACACUAAGGCUACAUCCUUCGGUUUCUCUUCUACCACCAAGGGAAUGUAGGGAGCAAACAGAUAUUGAUGGAUACACUAUACCACUUAAGACAAGAAUAAUUGUCAAUGCAUGGGCACUUGGGAGAGAUCCUGAAAGUUGGCAUGAUCCUGAAAGUUUUAUACCAGAGAGAUUUAAGAACUCUUCUAUCAAAUUUACGGGAAAUCACUUUGAGUUUAUUCCAUUUGGUGCAGGAAGAAGGAUGUGUCCAGGAAUACAAUUUGGUUUAGUUAAUGUUGGACUUCCACUGGCCCAAUUGCUCCAACACUUUGAAUGGGAACUUCCACAUGAAACUAAUUCACAAGAUCUGGAUAUGACUGAAACACGUGGAUUAAGUGCAGCAAAACAGAAAGACUUAUAUUUAGUUGCCACAAAUUAUAAAAAUGAUGCAGAAUUUUAGUGUUUUCAUUGGAACGGUGAAAUGUCAGCAGGGCCUCUGCAAUUCCUCAUCUUGUUUUCGCUUUAUUUAUGUAUGUGUAUCCAUUUGUAUCUUCGAAGAACGCCAUAAAUAUUGUUGGAUAUUAAAAAAAAUUAAUUAAUAUUCUUAUAUUAUCUAGGAUGUAAUAUUUACUAGUUUAUUUAAUUCAUGUUUAAUUAGGAUUUACAGUCAAAAAUCAUAUAGGAAUAAGUUUUCUUAUUCUAGUCAAAUUUGAUUUGUAAUAUUAUAAAUAGCGGUGCUGCUACAUAUUUUCUAAGGUUGAGAGGUAGCUAUAUUGUAUAGAGAUUAAAGAGUUUAUGAGUGAAUAAAAAAGCCUCCUGUCA
This is a messenger RNA of Nicotiana tabacum (common tobacco), 1975 nucleotides long. RefSeq names its product premnaspirodiene oxygenase-like. The record is from RefSeq and is a predicted model, not a curated record. Lineage: Eukaryota; Viridiplantae; Streptophyta; Magnoliopsida; Solanales; Solanaceae. Gene Ontology annotation, molecular function: monooxygenase activity; oxidoreductase activity, acting on paired donors, with incorporation or reduction of molecular oxygen; iron ion binding.